AUGGAACUAUUCCGCCUCGUCACCACCGAUGAUUCAGGUCUAGACAUCCGAGACAGACUUGAAGAGGCUUUGAGUGGCCUCCUCGAGCUAAAGCAGUUAGAAUUGCUUACUGAGGUUCUUACCGGCAGCGCCGUGGUUGAUGACAGAUUUGCCGAGUUGGUCUAUACUUCUUGGGAGUAUAUUUGUCGCUUAAACCUCUGGUCCUACAGGUUUGACUCGUUACAGCAAUACCGCCAAUUAAUCAGUUACCGAGAAGUUAUCCGGCCAAUUAUUGAGAGGUUCAAGAAAUCAGAUCGAGCGAAAUUUUCGAGCAUGGAGACAAUACAACAUCAGUGGGGAUUGCCAGUAGCUGAAGUGCUGCCGCAGCAUAUGGCACCUAAGUCGUGGAGCAAGCACCUUCUUUUCUUACUGGCCAUCCUUAGCAAGCAUAAAACCAGGCAAGAGGCAAUUGAACUUCUGGAAGAGAGCAUUACUCAGAGACCUCGGCGAUCUCGUCAGACACGCACGCUGAUGCCUAGUGAUGUGCGGCGUGCUCUUGAAUCCUUAUCUAUUCCUACAAGGUCUUCCACGAGAUCUUCCACGGGAUCUUCUGCUUCAUUGUCCUCGAACGAAAAGAACACACGGGUAGCAGAUGGGUCACCUUCUGAUCACCGUUCUGAUAUUCUUAUUAGCACCUCGUCCACCGACCCUUUGGAACCGUUAAUAGGUGAUGUUCAAGAGCCAUACAACUAUACAUUUAAUUCCACCUUGCUUCCUAAGCAAGCGGAUGACGGCUACGACUGCGAAUGUUCUGCAAUUUGUCUACCGCUGAAAGUCCUGUUGGAUGGGCUAGAGGGCCAAACUUUUCAUAAUACGGAUGGGGUUAUUCUGCAGCUUUUUCAAUGGGCAAAAAGCGUAUCGUGGACAUCAGUCUGUCUUGUUCACCUACAGCGCCUGGCAGAGCUCAAAUUUGGUAAUAUAACGACAUUGUGGUCACGGGAAGAAACUAUUAAGCAGCUUGAAGGUCUGCUCUUGGACUCUCUCCUUUUGGAAGCAAAUAUUUCCCUCCUUCCCUGUCUUAGCGAACAGGUACCCGUUCUCUGA
Molecule: messenger RNA, 1083 nt
Organism: Aspergillus terreus NIH2624
Lineage: Eukaryota; Fungi; Ascomycota; Eurotiomycetes; Eurotiales; Aspergillaceae
Exons: 2
Coding region: 1-1083 (360 amino acids)
Source: RefSeq, a predicted model, not a curated record